Messenger RNA from Cyclocybe aegerita, 540 nucleotides. The record is from the annotation of a GenBank genome assembly. Lineage: Eukaryota; Fungi; Basidiomycota; Agaricomycetes; Agaricales; Hemipholiotaceae.
AUGCCGGAAAUAAUCCCAGCUCCGUAUCUCUUCAUACCCGACGACAUCACCCAGCCAAUCCGACAAGUCAGCCUCCAACACAACGGCCCCACGUUCGCGAACGACCUGAGCGAACUUAUUAGGCUUAAUAACACGUCUUUUGGAUCUGUUGGCGAGGAGUGCCUCUGGUGUGAAGGCCAAAUCAGGAUGGACAAGGACGAGGAGCCCUUCCCCCCGCUACACGAGUACAUCACCUACAUAGCCGUCAAGGACGACGACGGGAUCAUGACGCGUCCGCAUAACAAACGUGCUGCUGAGCUCCUCCGCCUACCUGUUACCCAUGGCCCAGUCCUCGUAGCCAAAAUGGUUAUGAUGAGGAAACCAGAGACUUACGGCGAAACUGUGCUCCGUUACGAAGAGUUAACUGAAGUGGAACUCCGGAGUAAAGCAUUCUCAAAGAAGAGGAGGGAGUGGGAAGUAGCGCUGGGCAGGAAUGGCGUGAUGCUCUUGGACUGGAUGAGGAGCAUGGGAAGAGAUGUCGAGGUCAUACAUGCGUCCUAA